Papilio machaon (common yellow swallowtail) is the source of this 3770-nucleotide messenger RNA. RefSeq lists its product as uncharacterized. Bases 202 to 3645 code for a protein of 1147 amino acids. The transcript has 3 exons. Lineage: Eukaryota; Metazoa; Arthropoda; Insecta; Lepidoptera; Papilionidae. The record is from RefSeq and is a predicted model, not a curated record.
CUUUGGCAAUAAGUGAAAUUCAUUAUCUUAGGACACUUUUAUACUCUUUGACAGAUGUCAAGGACAUUAUGUUGGACCUCCGUGAAGUUGGUCAUGCUAAUACAAACAGACACAAAAAUAACUAAAACUAAAUUGAGAUUGAAGAGCACCUGAUACCAAACUAAAUAAGAAUGGCACCAAUAGAACUUCAAGAGUCUCAAUAUGUCGCCGGUAGAGCUCCAAGGAAAUAGUCUUGGCGAGAGGCAUAAAAAUUUUAAUAAAUUGGUGAAAGAUGCCAGUCAACAUCCUUUAAACAUUGACGAACCUAACAUAAACGAAUCUGAUAUUAGCAACUUGGUUAAUAUCGACGUUGCUAACGCGAAUAAAAAUGUCGAAUUUAUCCUUAAAACUUUAGCAUGUAGCGAUCUGUUAUAUGUUACUAGAGCACUGAAGAAAAUCGAUUGGUUAAUAAAUGAUGAAAAAUAUACUCGUAUAAUAAAUCCUGAAUACCUCAAUGAUAAUCUCUAUCCGAGAAUGCAAACGAAAGCGGUUUUAAAACUACAACACUUAAUACAACUUAAAUUAAAAAAUGAAUUACGCGCAGAACAAUUUUAUAAAUAUGAAACAAAGUCUUCAGAUGCAGUAAAAUGGCUCCACAAAUGUUCGAUAGAAUUCAUAGAAAAUAAUUUUAGUAAACACACAAAAGAAAUUAAUAUCCCACUACUGAAACGUCUCUGUGAGAAAUCGAUUAUAUUUCUUCAGAAAUAUGUAGAAAGUACCUAUGUAAAUACCGAAACUUUUCAGAAAACGUUAUUUUUAUUGCAUGUCAACGUUGAUAAAUAUUUAGAUAUUAUAGAAUCGCAGUCAAUAUAUUCACAGCCCUAUUUUGGUAAGCGAGCUACGAAAGUUUUAAUGACGAAAUGUCCUAAAAGAAUAAUUGAUAAAUUCAAUCGUUAUUGUAAUUAUAUUGAUACACCUACUUUCGUGAAGUACUUAAAUGAAGAUUUACAAACAUUCCUAAUGAGAAAUAUUGUCAGUGAAGACAAAGAAAACGAAUUAUUUCGUUAUUUUAGUAGCGUUAAAAAUUGGAACGCGUUCUUGAGCGCAAUGUCGAAAUCAAAACGUAUUGAAUUGAUUAAUCAGUUUUUUAUAAGCGAAACAAUAAGUAAUGAAAAUGAAUUAGGGAAAACUAUAAAACUAAUUAGAGACUUGCAAUAUCGAACACCUUUGUAUCAAUGGUACAAAUUCUUUCCAUUCGAACUUGCACUUUCUAACAUCAAAAGUAUGAUUGGACCUGAAACUGCGGCAAGCGAUAAAAACAAAAUGCUGGAGACAAUAUUACUUUCCGCUAAGGGUGAUUUAGAACACGGAAAGUGUUUACUGCAAUAUUUUAUAGAUAAACACAUUAAUUCUCCCAGGGAAAUAAGAAUCAGUUUUCUAGUCAAUUUUAUAUCUAAUUUCAAGACACACAAUUUUGAUGAAGAUUCGUGGAAUAUGUUGCAGAAUAUAAUGGAGAGCUUGGAUAUUUACAAAGAUGAAAAUCCUGAUAAAACAAUUAUUGAAUCUCUGAUUGUGUACCAAAUUCUACACAGCAAAAAUGUACCUGAAAAGACGGCAAAAUUAUUUUUAUUUAAUUCUUUAAAUAGUUGGCAAACCAAAUUAAACUCAAAAGAGAAAGAAAUUAUUUUUAAUUACUUACUAGAAAUCAGCUGGAAAGAAGUAAAAGGUAUUGAAAUAAAUGAAGUUGGUGAUUUUAUACGCUGCAUUAAUUCACUAAAUGGUACAUUAAUAUUACUAAAGGAUUGGAAUAAGAAUAUCCUUGAUUAUCCUUUUGUACUCGAAAAAAUCAAACAUCUAGUGAAAAUAAAGCAAGAAAAGGUUUGGAAUGGAAAUAUGACAUCAUUAUACAAUGUGCAAAAAUCCUGGAGAAAACAUAUGUUUAACGAAUCAAUUAUUUUAUCUCCUACCGAAGAAGCUUGUAUUAAUUCAUUGAAACAUGGUCCAAACUUAUUAGACCUGUAUAAAAAUGAGGUUGAGUCGAUGUUCUCUAAUAACAACGUUUCUCUUAGACGUUUGCUUCGAAAAGUUAGAAUUUAUUGGCCAGAAUCUAUUAAUAGAGACUUCAAAAGGGCAUAUUUAAAACAUUUGAAUCAAUCCGAUGGUCAAAAUGCAAUAACUUAUGGCCUGUGCACCUUGUUGCCAAAAGAAGAACUCACAAUGAUUUUAAAUAAACAUGCUCCAGUAGAUCCAAAAGUUGAUUGGGAUAACAUUGAUGAACUUGAAUUAGGUCUCCAGAGAUGUCUUGCCAAGAAUAUGCAUAACGCUCGGCCCCAUCCUCAUUUGGAGACUGUGCUUUCGUACGCAAAAGGAGACUAUCUCACGUAUGCGUUAUCUUCUGUUCUUGCGGUUUAUUAUAAUAUGAGCUCCAUACAGUACCAAGAGUUUGUUUUUAAAAUACUAAAUACUCCGGUCUCUUUACAAAAACAUGGACUUCGGAUUUUAUUUAAUAAGUUAUCAUCUGAAAAUAUAAGAGAAUCGUGCAGUGCUCUGUGGAAGGAUACUAAAAAUUCCACAAUACGAACAGAAAUCUUUAAAAUUAUUUAUAAACUGUUAUGCAAUGAAAAAAAUGAGUCAAAUAUCACACAAGCCUGGGAACUAUUGGAGAUGUUAAUCAAUGAUCUGACGUUUCUUGAAGACAAAUCGAUAUACAAAUUAUUGUAUAAAGUUGGUCAAAUACCUCAAAGCGUGAAAGCAAAGUUUUUAGUUAAAUCUUACAAUUACUUGAAAACUUUAAUUGAAAAUAAUCAAAAAGAAUAUGAAGCAUCAGAGUGGGAUGUCCGGAAUCUUGUGAUGUAUAGCACAAAAAUUAUUGAAUCUAUGCCAUACGAGUUUAUGACUGAUAUUAUCGAAGAUUACAUUAACAAUGAAUUCUUCAAAGAAAAGAUAUACCUAGGCAAUAAGACUAAGCUUAUAUCCUCAUUUAUUUUAUGCUCUACUACUGAAGAAGAACAAAUAAAGAAAUAUGAUGAAGUACUAGCGCCAAUUUUAAUACGAUCAAUAAAAUUAUGGAACGACCAAAUAAAUCCAAAGUAUUACAUCAAACUGAAUACUGAACAUCUAUUAUUAGAUUUAAUUCACGACUUGGAGAAUUAUACAGAUGGAAAGAAAAUGGUAGUGCCUGUUAAAAUGUUUAGGAUUAUACAAAAAACAUUGGAGCAGUCGUUGCCGUUGUCCGAAAACUAUAUUUUAAUUAGAACAUGGCAGUUAGCCACGAACUUAGUAACUCUGUUCGACAAAAAUCAACCGAUAAUUUGGGAGGAUACGUGUAAAAAAAUAGUUCCCGAGUUCCAAAAAAUUUGCAAAGAUUAUUUGACGGAAGACACGAAAUCAUUUUUUCCCCGCAUUUAUAUACUGUUUAUGAAUGCUUUUGCAAAUGUUACCCGCGUAUUUUCAGAAGAUAUAAAGUACGAGAUUUGUAAGAGUUUUGUUGAGAAGGAGGACUUCCAGGCCGGGUAUUUAGCAGCUUUACAGUUUAUAAGUCUGUUGAGCGACGAAAAAAAUAUUAACGAUAUACGUGAAAACAUACGCAAACAUCCCUCCGUGGAAGUAAAGAUGCAUUAUUACAAUAUGUUCCAAGAAGAUCAAGCUGCAUUAUUUGCUAUUUAAUUCUAUACAUAGAUGCUAUGUUCUUCCAAAUAGAUUCUUGUUUGAGCAACGUAUACCUAACUGCGGAUUUAUAGUGUAUUCUCAGUUUGCUCAAAGACAGGGCUGACAAAAUAUAUUAAUUUGUU